GCUUCUUCAACAACUGCAGCCACCUUGGUAGCUCGCUAGCCAACAAAUUCGGAACAUUCAAGUUCUUUAGACAAUUUCGUGGUUUAUUUGCCACUAUGAUUUAAACAUACUUAUGUGGAAACAACUAGCUACCCCAUUAAAUGAAAUAUUUACGUUGUAAGUAGCUAGCUGGCUGGAUAAAUUAGCACUAGUCUAGUUGCUAAUGCUAACUAGCUAACAUCCCCGACCAUGAGCUUACUAAGCUACUCUCCUCCUGCUAAAGAAGAUGAGGCCUGCUGGACAGAGAAAGAAACUCUCGUGGAAGAGGAGGAUGUUACAAAACAAAAACAAGUAGAGGAUGAGACUGUUACAGUGAAAGAAGAAGAAGAGAAAGACGUUUCAGUGAAAGAAGAGGAAGAUGCGUUCAGAGUGAAAGAGGAGGAAGAGGAUGUUACAGUAAAAGAAGAGAAAGAGGAGGAUGCAGUUUAUGGAGUGAAAGAGGAGGAUAGGGAGAUGACCUUCACAUCCAUAAAGGAGGAGGAGGAAACUGGAUAUCUGGGCCCGGUUUCCCAAAGGCAUCUUAAGGCCAGUGGUUCUAACGAUGAAUUUAACCAUAAGGUGGUUUUUGGAAACCGGGGCCUGGUUAAUACUAGAGAGAGACUUGAUUAUCUCGGGUCCUCUGGGGAGUCUACAGAAGAGAGACGUGGCUAUUGUGGGUCCUCUGGGGAGUCUCAACAACCUCAUGAAGCUGACAAGGCAGAUCAGAGUCUCUCCAAAUCAGAACACCUCAAGAAACAACAACAGAGACCCACCGGGAAGAAAUGUCAUUGCUGCUCUGACUGUGGGAAGAGAUUCAACUCUUCAGGAGACCUUAAAAUACAUCAAAGAAUUCACACUGGAGAGAAAUCUUUUGGCUGUGAUCAAUGUGGGAAGAGAUUCACUGAUUCAAGCAGCCUGAAAUCACACCAGAAAACACACACAGGAGAUAAAUCCUAUAGCUGUUAUCAAUGUGGGAAAAGUUGUACGACAUCUAGCCAUCUAAUUGUACACCAGAGAACACACACAGGAGAGAAACCAUUUAGCUGUCAUCAAUGUGGGAAGAGUUUUGGUACAUCUAGCCAUCUAAUUGUACACCACCGAACACACACAGGAGAGAAACCUUUUAGCUGUGAUCAAUGUGGGAAGAAAUUUACUGUGUCAAACUCCUUGAUGGUGCACCAGAGAAUACACACAGGAAAGAAACCUUAUAGCUGUAGUCAAUGUGGGAAGAGUUUUACUCAACCAGAAAGCCUGAUUGUGCACCAGAGAAUACACACAGGAGAGAAACCUUAUAGCUGUUAUCAAUGUGGGAAAAGUUGUACGACAUCUAGCCAUCUAAUUGUACACCAGAGAACACACACAGGAGAGAAACCAUUUAGCUGUCAUCAAUGUGGGAAGAGUUUUGGUACAUCUAGCCAUCUAAUUGUACACCACCGAACACACACAGGAGAGAAACCUUUUAGCUGUAGUCAAUGUGGGAAGAGUUUUAGUCAAUCUAGUGAUCUGACAGUGCACCAGAGAACACACACAGGAGAGAAACCUUAUAGCUGUGGUCAAUGUGGGAAGAGUUUUGUUCAAUCUGGCCAUCUGACAGUGCACCAGAGAACACACACAGGAGAGAAACCUUAUAGCUGUGGUCAAUGUGGGAAGAGUUUUAGUACAUCUGGGUAUCUGACUAUACACCAGAGAACACACACAGGGGGGAAACUUUGUAGCUGUCAUAAAUGUGACAAGAAAUUCUCAGAUAAAAGACUUCUGAUCAAACAUCAGAAAAUACAUACAUGAAGCAAUUGUUUCAUGAAAUCAAUGAAAUAUCCCACCUAGCAAAAUGCAAUUGAAAAGAAGACUAUGGCCGAAGUCCAAAAUACGUUUGGUUUUAGUUGAAAGUUAAAAAUAUGUAUUUUCUGUGUUUUUUUUUUGAAUGACUUGAAAACGACUUAAUUUCAACGUACUUGCAGCCUAUACACAUGGACGCAGUAUGAUAAAUUAGUCUGUAAUCAAUUUUAUUAACAAUCUGACAUCACUCCAGUAUUUCUUGACAACAUUCAAAUGCUAAUUGUCUUUAUUCCACUACUGAAGAAGCAUGUCUCAAAUCACCCCAUAUUUCAAACAUUCAGCCUGACAAAAGAUACCUAUUUUAUUAUUCCAUGCCUCACCAUUAAGUGAAUUAUUGCCAAUACAUAUAAACAAAGGGGUAGUACAUUUGGUUUUGAUAUAUUUACAUUUCUUGUUAGUAAACAGUUAGUAAUCAUAAUUAUUUUUGCAACCAACUGACUAUUUUGGGUACAAUUAUAUUGACAUUGUUGCACUGUUUUUAGAAUAUCAGGGAUAAUUCUCAGAUGUGCCAACCCAAAUGUACUAGAGCAUGACAUUGGGGACUGGGCCCCCGAUCCUAUAACAUGCCUAUCUAGUGAACCCUGAAAAGAGAAAGAAGAUCCGCAGUGAGGGGGAAAGUUACUACGGAUAUUAAGGAGCUAGUUCUAGAAGCUAGUGAGUUUUAGGAUUCUAUAGAAAGAAAAAGGAGAAAAUAUAUUAUUUUAUUAUGUUAUUUAGAAGUGUUUUUUCUUGUUUUUAAUUGUUGACAGCCAGUAGAUGCCAUGUUUAUAUUGGUGAAGCAUUGUAGUUGAUUAUAAUGUGAAAUGGAAGUGGUUUUUUGUAUGUGGUGAGCAAACUUGUCCAACAAAAAUAUAGGAUUUAUUUGUUGUCUUAAGGGGUAAGGUGUUCCAGGCUUUGGUUUUUCCAUUUACGUUUUGAGGUUGGACUUUAGCACGAAUAGCUCGUUAGCACGUGGGACGCACUGAUUGGUGUCACCUCUUUAGUCAGUAUG
Molecule: messenger RNA, 2845 nt
Organism: Oncorhynchus tshawytscha (Chinook salmon)
Lineage: Eukaryota; Metazoa; Chordata; Actinopteri; Salmoniformes; Salmonidae
Product: oocyte zinc finger protein XlCOF22-like
Exons: 2
Coding region: 229-1803 (524 amino acids)
Cellular component (GO): nucleus
Source: RefSeq, a predicted model, not a curated record